Molecule: messenger RNA, 1368 nt
Organism: Naumovozyma castellii
Lineage: Eukaryota; Fungi; Ascomycota; Saccharomycetes; Saccharomycetales; Saccharomycetaceae
Gene: GPI18
Product: GPI-anchor transamidase GPI18
Exons: 1
Coding region: 1-1368 (455 amino acids)
Source: RefSeq, a predicted model, not a curated record
AUGGAGAGUCCACCAUGCAGGACAGUCAAAUGGUCAUUACUUAGGAUUACAGGAAUCUUCCUAGUUGUUCGUACCCUACAAUAUCUACUAAUAUUUUUAACGCCAUCUAAUCAAUUUGACACAUCUACUCAAUUGCUUCUGGAUGAAUUGCUAACAAAUUCACAGGAUCAAUACAAAUUUUGGAAUAGAAAUAUUUGGAACAAAUUAUUGUCAUGGGAUGCAGUUUAUUUUAUCAAGGGAAUGGUGGGUUCGCCUGAUCGAGAUGUGCCAGAAUACGAACAUGAAUGGGCAUUUUCACUAAUAUGGAUCCAAUUAGUUCGAUUGAUAUCCAGAUCCAACAGUGGGACAAUCGAACUAUACCGAGCAUUAUACGUAGGUGUCCUCAUGGAAAACAUAUUAUUUUAUCUUUCUGCUGUCAUUCUAUUUUUUCUAACGUGGAAAACGUUUACUCAAGGAAGCAUCCAUUAUUCUCGUGGGUCCGCUAUGAAAUUAUCCCUGUUAAGUUCAACAUUAUUCAUACUAUCGAGUGGUAGUGGGUUUUUUACUGGCUUGUAUUCGGAACCAUUAUCAUCAUUUUGUACUUUUCUGGGAAUGUUUCUAAGAGAAUCUUCAAUUUACUAUCCCUCUAAUGGAUCAUAUGGAUAUACUUUUGAUUGGUAUUCAUUGCCACUUUAUUCCUUUGGGAGUUGCCUCUGUUUCAGUUUGGCUUGUUUGAAUAGGUCAAAUUGUUUAUUGUUGGGAAUCUAUUAUGUUUAUGAUCUUUGUCAUUUAUUAAGAUCUAAGGAGAGAAAUUGGUAUAAGAUUAUUCUGUUUCCAAUCAUAUCAGGUUCCAUAAUGGGUGGCUUAUAUGUAAGACAACAAUAUUGGGUUCCCUUUAAUGAAUUUUGUCCCGAUAAUGGUGGAUGGUGCCAGGAUAUCUUAUUCAAGUUUGUAACGAAACAAUCACUUUAUCAGUUCAUACAAAAGAAGUAUUGGAAUGUGGGACUUUUCCAAUAUUGGACUUUGAAUAAUUUACCAAAUUUCAUUAUUGGCUUACCAACUUUUAUUAUCCUAAAUAUUUCAUGUGUUUAUUUCCUUCGAGUUUAUCCCAUGAGACAUCUUUAUGCUACAUGUAUUAUCACAUUGUCUUUCAGUUUCAUAAUCUUGUUAGUUGCACAUUUCCAAAUUAUUAAUCGUGUUUGUUCAUUCUUACCCUUGCAUUUAUGGUACAUUGCAGACAGAUUGGUGAAAAGAUGGUCUCUAAAUGGUGAAAAAAACCACAAACAACUUAAUGGAGAUGAUACCAUUGUCAAAUUAUAUUUAUAUUGGUUAGUUAUUUGGGUCCCCAUACAAACUAUACUUUUUGCAUUUUUCUUACCUCCAGCAUGA